AUGGAAUACGGCAGAGACAGACCAUACGAAAUAGGAUUAGUGAAUGACGAAAAUACAUUGACAGAUGAUCAGGUAAAAGCAUUAUUUAAUGAGUUUAUUGAUACAUUUAGAAUAGGAGAGGACUACAUAUACAGAGAAGAACUAGCAAAGAAUGAGAAGUUGUUGAGGGUUACUGUAGAGCACAUGAGUAUAUUCGAUACAAGAUUAUUUGAGAGUGUAAUGAGCAGACCUCUUCACUAUCUGGAAAUAUUCCGGGGCUCAGUCAAUGCCUCUGGGAAGAAAGAAAGACACAUUGAAAUUGUCUCGCAGUCAACUGUUACGCCAAUAAGAAAACUUGACUCUGCUCACAUAAACAAAAUAUCCACAGUCCGUGGAAUAGUUCUAUCUGUGUCCAGUGUGUGCUCCAAGCUACUUGCACUGUACAUAUUCUGUAGGACCUGCCUAAACUCAAAGGUUGUGAAGGAUAUGCUCCCAAGGAAGUGCGAGUCAUGCAGUGGUACGGACAGCUUUGUGGCAUCGCCAGAGAAAAGUAUUCUGCAGGAUAUUCAGUACAUAAAAAUACAAGAAGCAUUUGAGGACUUGCCAACAGGAGAAAUAGCCAGGCACCUUAUGAUAACUGCAGCAGAUGGACUAGUGGACAGAGUUAUUCCUGGGUCUUCUGUUACGAUAACGGGCGUGUACUCUGUUGGAAAUACGAAAAUGAAUAUUCCUUACAUAAAGGCCAUGGGUAUCUCAGUGUGCGAGCAGCAGAUGGGAGUGCUUUCUGCACAAAGAGCAGUAAGGAAGGUGCAGAAGAAGUUCACUAGUCUCUCCCGCUCAAUAAUUCUGAAUAGCAUAUCCCCUGAGGUAUUUGGUCACAAGGAUGUGAAACUGGCCCUGGCGUGUGCUCUAUUCGGCGGUAUACAGAAGUCAUUUGAGGAUGGAAUUCGGGUGAGAGGUGAUAUUAAUGUGCUUCUCUUGGGAGACCCAGGAAUCGCAAAAAGUCAGUUGCUGAAGUUUCUCUCCGGUGUGUCCACCCGAGGUGUGUACACAAGUGGAAAGGGAGCAAGUGCAGCAGGUCUUACUGCGACUGUGUGUAAGGACAGGCUUGGAAACUUCUAUCUAGAGGGGGGUGCUUUGGUUUUGGCUGAUGGCGGGCUCUGCUGCAUUGAUGAGUUUGACAAAAUGCAGGAGAAGGACAGAGUGGCCAUACACGAGGCCAUGGAGCAGCAGACUAUCUCCAUCUCAAAGGCAGGAAUUGUCACGUCGCUUAACUCAAGAUGCGCUGUAGUCGCAGCUGCUAACCCGAUAUUCGGAAGGUAUGAUGAGAAUAAGGCACCUGGUGAGAACAUUGACUUUGGCGUAACCAUUUUAUCAAGGUUUGAUCUGAUAUUCGUUAUCAAGGACUCCAUGACAUCAGAUAAAAAGAUUGCAGAGCACGUGAUAGGCAGGUUUAUGAAUAAGAACCAGGAGAUAGAUGGGCAUAAUAUUAUGCAGCACCUAUCAAUAGAAGAACUUAAGGAUUACGCAGAAUAUGCGAGAACAAUCAACCCAGUGAUAGAGGAUGAAGCAGCACAAAGACUCCGGGCAUUCUACAUACAGACAAGAAAAACAGCACAUGCCUCCCGGGAGUCAGGAAAUGGAAGUGUGCCUAUUACAGUGCGUCAGCUAGAGGCAAUUGCAAGAAUCAGUGAGGCACUUGCAAGAAUGGAGCUGGAGAGCGUGGUGACAACUGAGCACGUUGAAGAAGCAAUCAGACUCUUCACAGAAAGUACGAUGAAAGCCGUUGCCAUGGGGCAUUAUGUGGAGGGCAUGCCCAGACAGGAAUGGAUCCGAGAAUUCUCGCAGGUUGAAGCAGCCAUAAAAGUCUGCCUUCCAGUUGGCCUUUCCAAGCCGUACAGACACUUGGUCAAGGAGCUCUGCAGGAACUACAACGAAGGAGUUGUCAUGCGCUGUCUGGAUGGUCUGAUUCGAAAGGAAAAGCUGUGUGUGGCAAAUGGCGGAAAAACAAUAUUAAGAAUGCCAUAA
This is a messenger RNA of Nematocida ausubeli, 2007 nucleotides long. RefSeq lists its product as uncharacterized. The transcript has a single exon. Gene Ontology annotation, cellular component: MCM complex; nucleus. The record is from RefSeq and is a predicted model, not a curated record. Lineage: Eukaryota; Fungi; Microsporidia. The coding region runs from base 1 to 2007 and encodes 668 amino acids. Gene Ontology annotation, molecular function: single-stranded DNA binding; single-stranded DNA helicase activity; ATP binding. Gene Ontology annotation, biological process: DNA replication initiation; double-strand break repair via break-induced replication.